UGACGAACACUCGUCAAUCAUGGACGCGAUAUCGUCGAGCGCACUCGUACUACUGCUCCUCAUGAUCAGCCAGAGCACCGACGGAAAAAGCUUGUCCUUGACCAAACGCGCGGCGUUCUACAUCGCAAACGGGACCGUUUGCAACGUGGACGGUGUCAUUUACCAAAACAACGAGAAAAUCCCAACGGAUAACCCAUGCGAGAGCUGUUAUUGCCGACCCCCCGGCUUCGCGUGCGUAUUGAAAGACUGCGAGCUGAAACCGCACUGCAAAGCUGUCAGACGAGAGGGUCAGUGCUGUCCAGACUAUCACUGCGAUGGAUGUGAGCACGAUGGCCAAUUUUACGCGGACGGACAGGUUAUUCCGAACACGGGUUCGCCCUGCUACACUUGUUACUGUCAGGGUGCUUCGAUAACCUGUUCCUUGGUCAGCUGCACUUUCCGAAACGACUGCGCGGCUCGAUACAACCCCGGCGAAUGCUGCCCGCGUUACGAACACUGCUCUCCGAAAGACGCUAACACCAGGGAGACGCUUCAGCCGGCCACGCUACCUACAACGCUUUUCCAAUCGCGCUUGACUAGAUUCAAGAAUUUCGAUUUCCCUCCUGAAUUCCCUGCACGCGCUCCGGGACAAGGAGAGGUUUUCCCGCGAAGUGACGAGAAUCGCCCCAGUGUGAAAAUCCCUCCCCCGGUCAGACCGAAUUUCUAUCUCACCGAUAGGAAUCCUGGAAGCAAAGUCACGUCUCCGACGAAUGUCACCCCGGUAGAAUCCUCAGCGCGGACAAGUGAGGAGAAAACUUCGAUUUUUGUCGAUACGACUUUGAGCGCUCAAACGACAUCAACGACCCCGAGUCCCCCGCGGGUAACGGGUUCGACUGCGAGAAGUACUCCACCGAUCGAAGUCACCACGAGACGAAGUAUACCAACCACGGACGCUCCGACGACGACGACGACAACAGCGAAGUCAACCACAACGACGACGACCACGACGACGACGUCGGCACCGCCAACCACUGGGGCGGCUACUCCUCCGCCGCCGACGACUACUUCUACAAGCACCACAACAGCUCCUCCAUCGACAAGUUCUUCCACAAGCGCAACGACGUCAACAACCAUAGGUGCGCCACCACCGCCAACUACAACAGCUCCCCCGACAGAAUCGAGUCGGCUCCCGCCCACGACAGCUGCAUUGACUGACCUCCCAGAUAAAGAUCUCCGGCACAUUUCCGAGGACGAUGUCACUCGGAUAGAUGACGUCACUCAGAAGCUCACUGCUGUGACGAAAUCUAUUUUCCGCAAGGCCACUUCCUCCGAUUCAACCCAAAUAGCCGACUGGGAGCUUGAAGAGUUCCGUCGAGCCGUAGAGCUCCUCGAAACCCAUUACAGAAACUUCUACGAUAAAGCAGCGAAUGUGUCAACAGCUUCCCGUCCGCGCACGGUACCAGCGGAGCUACGCGAAAGAAGCACCUAUAUCACUCAGGACAUGAUAGACGCGCUCUUCGCCGGUCAAAAAAUCCCGGUCGCGGUUGAGGAUGACACGCAGCCGCCUCCGACGACUCCGAUGCCCCCUCAAAAGAGCGGAGAGGAGGUGAUCGUGCCCGAGUUCAGGCCUCUGUUGGGCGAGGAUGAUAUCGGGCCUUCGAACAUAACCGAGGAAGAGGCCCUCCGACUCUUGAGGGAGACUCUGGAAAGCGAUUCCGCGAAUCGUUCGCGACUAGUCGAGCAAAAAGGAACGACUGUCGUUGGAUUCGCGGGAAGAUCCGCAUCUCCUAAGGAUACCCAGCCAGAGAAUCAGGUCGAUGGGGAGAACUCAGAAGGCCCAGCCGAUGAUUCAAGCUCCAUCCAGUCGAGUUCAACGCCGCCGCAGUGCAACCUCACUCGUCAACUCACGAGCUUAUUGGAAACGUUGAGCAUGAGGUCGCGGUCUCACGAUCCCAUACUCGACUUUCUCAAAAGAGCGAUUCAUAGUCAUACCGUCAUGCAUCCCGAUGAUGUGAAGCAUUUCAUGCGGAAAACUAUUUGA
Messenger RNA from Galendromus occidentalis (western predatory mite), 2020 nucleotides. RefSeq lists its product as uncharacterized. The record is from RefSeq and is a predicted model, not a curated record. Gene Ontology annotation, molecular function: BMP binding. Gene Ontology annotation, biological process: positive regulation of BMP signaling pathway. The transcript has 14 exons. Bases 20 to 2020 code for a protein of 666 amino acids. Gene Ontology annotation, cellular component: extracellular region. NCBI's taxonomy places the organism in Eukaryota, Metazoa, Arthropoda, Arachnida, Mesostigmata, Phytoseiidae.